GUAUAUUCUUCUCAUCGUGAGUUAUGGGAUAGUGUAAAAAAACUUUAUAUUUAGUCACGACAAAUUUUUUUUCUAUGCUUAUUUAUAUACACUAUAUGUGCGUCCUUCAGAAAAUCCGCGGUCUAUUGCCCGGGUCCUCGCGGUCAUUUAUCGUCGUCGUCGUCGUCGUCGCGUAUAGACAUUCGGUAACGCAGGUUUCAUUGAUGAAGAAAAAAAAAGUUAUAGUACGAGACCUUGAAUUACACAACAAGUAAGACAAACGGGAGCUCCGUCAUUCUGGAGCAGGCAAACGCCACCACCAUUAACUCCCUAUAAAAGAGGCUGGAAUGGACAGUGGUGAUAUUAGUUCGCAUUUCCGCAGCUUAAACAAAUCAACAAAACAUGUUCUUCGAGGUCGCAGUUGUUAUCGCAGUGGUAGUUGGCAGCAAUGCGGUGAUUACGGAAUAUGACGGUUAUGGAUACGGUGACGUUGGGUACAAUGGUUUAGCGGACGGUUAUGGAUAUGCGGCACCGGUUGCGCCAGUUGGCUUGGUGCCGGUUGUGAAUAAAAUUGCCUACGGUCCCGGUUACGGUGGUUAUGGACUUUACAAUGGUUAUAAUGGCGGUUAUGGUAAUGGUUACGUGAACGCCUACGGCCAUAAUGACGGACAUCAUGACGAACAUCACGAUUCAUAUGCUUAUCCAAAGUACGCCUACAAUUAUGGUGUCAAUGAUCCCUCGACUGGAGAUGUAAAAAGCGCUCAUGAGGAACGAGACGGUGAUGUCGUUAAGGGAUCAUACAGUUUAAACGAGCCUGAUGGCACCAUUAGAAUAGUGGAAUACACUGCCGACCCACACAAUGGUUUUAAUGCUGUUGUUAAAAAAAUUGGCCACGCUGUACAUCCAACACCUGUUGCCAAAUACGUAGCACCAGCCAUUGUACCCACUCAUCACGGUCAUUUAGGAUAUUAAAUUUUUCCAACUUUAACGUAUUUCUCAACAAAUUUUCUAAUUUAAAAAAAACAUCAAAAUACAGUACUCUUUCUCGAUAAAUAAUAAUUAUAUACUGUGUCUCAAUAAUCAAGGCUACAGUGUAUUUAUUUUAAGUCCGUCCAUAUAUCGAGGGUCUACUGAAUUUAAAAAAUUUUUAAUGAAAUAAAAAUUUGGAAAAUUAAACUUUUCCGGAUUUUUGUUGUUUUUAAAUUUAAAUGAAUAAAUAAAUAUCAUAUCGAAAGAUUUAUUUUUCCGCGAUUGUUAAUAAUCAAACGAAAAUGUAAAUAUUGAAAUACGUUCAUUCUAGACACGAAUUAUUUGUCCUCUGAGAUUUUUUUUUUAUUUUAUAUCUAUAUAGUGAUUCGCGUUUCAUCCCCCAUAAAAUGCAUCUGUUAACACAUAUAUAUGAAUAGAGAGAUAGGACAUUCCACCUUUACAUAGAGAAGCGAUCGUUUUAAAGUUUAUUUAAAGCGAUAUGAUAUCUUCACAAAACAUUUAUGCUCAACUUUAUAAUUGACAGCGUUAAAUAUUUAUUAAUUACGAUUGUAAAAUAUCAUCAAACUUGUUGUAAUUAUUAAUAUUAUUAUUAUUUUUUUUUAUAAGAACAAUGCAGUCAUUGUUCUUUGCAUUUGUAUUUUAAAAAAAUCCUUGACAAAUAAAGUGUUUUAUAAUGUU
Leptopilina boulardi is the source of this 1647-nucleotide messenger RNA. Its product is annotated as adult-specific cuticular protein ACP-20-like. The record is from RefSeq and is a predicted model, not a curated record. The transcript is spliced from 3 exons. Gene Ontology annotation, cellular component: extracellular matrix. The coding region runs from base 382 to 951 and encodes 189 amino acids. NCBI's taxonomy places the organism in Eukaryota, Metazoa, Arthropoda, Insecta, Hymenoptera, Figitidae.